GGCUGACUAACAGGUUGAAAUUAGAGUCUCUUACAUCUCAACAUGGAUUUGAUUGGAGAAUGAAGAAAACUCUUUGUUAUCUUUUUUAAGUCUCCGGCAUCUUCUGCUCUAGCAGCAGCAAUGGGUUGGCUGUUAAUCUAAUUUUUUUAUUUUUUUGUUCCUGGGAGGACAGCCUGAACCAUGAGUCUGCAGGCUCAGCCUAAGUCAUCAGCCAAGAGGGCUGGGAAGCGGAUUGCAUUUUUUGGUGAGCAGAGUGUCCCAAUGAAAGAGACACAGCAGCAACAGCUUAAAGGAGGACAGUAUUAUGGGCAUGGAGGGAGUGUACCUUCCUCUCAAGCUAUGGAGCUCUCCAAAUCAGGGGUAUUCACUGGCGUCCCCAGCAAUGCUGCUUUGCUGAACUCUAUUUAUGCUCCUGAUAGAGGCGAGUCACGGAUGACUCCCCAGCAGCUGGCUACUAUCAAGUGGCAGAACUCACUGAUGGGGAACCAGGUUGCUGAGAGGGAUGAUGCCAGUUGGCAGCAUCAGCCUGGAGGAUGGAACCAUGGGAUGGUGUAUGGAGGCAGCCAGAAAGGAGGGCAUCCCAACGCCAGUAUCCCAGGUUUCUACAACCAUCCAGGUGCCCUGAAAAGAAAUCGGGAGAAAGGUGUGGUGGUGUCUCAGCUAGACCUGUAUGGAGAUGCUGUCCAGCAGAUGAUGUCUCAGAAAGCCCAGCUGGAGCAGCAAACACUAGCUAGGCAGCAGGCCCAGAUGAAUUAUCAGCAGCUGCAAAAGCAGCAGCAGCAGCAGCAGAGUCAGUCCCUGCCUCUGCAGUCUUUCCAGGUUGCCUUUGGCCACCAGGGCCAGAAGCAUCCUGAGCUGUUGCAUGUCUUUCAGCAGGCUCCCACUUCUUCCAGCCCAGCUUUCACCACCCAGCAGAAGCAACAAGCUCUUCCACAGUUGCAGCUGUUUGAGAACUUCUAUCCCCAGCAGCAGCAUCACCAACAGGCAGGCAUGCAAGCUUUUGGCAUUCAGCAGGCCGCCUCUGUAGCACAGCCUCAUGUAGUGGCACCGCCUCAGCCCACCCAGCAUCACAUGGUCGCCCAUCAGUUCCACCCAGUUCCCGAGAGGAACCAGGAGCUGCUAAAAGCCCUAACGGAACAGAACCCGCAGACUGUACUACCUCAAGCUCAGAUCUCCCUUCCAAGGAGAUCACGAAGACUCUCUAAGGAAGGUGUCCUGCCAGCAUCUGCUGCAGAGGAAGUACUGGCAUCUAGGCCAGCUGAGGAGUAUCCUGGUAAUGCGCUGUCACAUCACUGGCAAACACAGCAGCAUCCAGAAAGUCAGUUUCAACACCCGUCUGAAACACACAACAGCAUCAGAGAGAACUAUUCACAGCUGAACAAAGUGGAAAUAGAACACGGGGAGAUGGCAGCUGGUGGUGAAGUGGAGAAACCAGGCACAUAUGAAAGUGCCAUUGAGGGAGAAAGGCAGGUGGCCACAACUGAUGGUGUUAGCCAGAGAACUAAUGACUUUGGAGGAGUUAGAGGUGGUGUCAUCCAGAGCACCCGGAGAAGGCGACGUACUUCCCAAGAAGCAAACUUGCUAACCCUGGCACAGAAGGCUGUGGAGCUGGCUUCUCUUCAAAAUGUCAAGGAACCAGAAAUUUCCGAAGAAAAGAACAAAAGCGAGGUGGCGGCAGCACCACCACCAAGGAGUGUUGUGGAAUAUGCCAGUUCUCCACCAGCCCCAAAGAAAGCCCGAGAAGAUAUUAUGCCUCUCAUCAUUCCUGUGUCUGUGCCGGUGAGGAGACUGGAUUCUCAUGAUACUGGCAGGGAGAAAGGUGAAGAAGGGAAGUUCCAGCGGUUCAUGACAAAUGACCGUGGCCUUUCUGAAAGCAAACCUUCUGUAAUAGUCACUAGGAGACGGUCCAAUCGCAAUUUGAACAUGGACAUGUCUGCUCAGCAUGAAGGCUCUGCUCCAAAAGAAGAAAUGGAAGGGUUUGCCCGGAAACCAAAGCAGCGGCCCAGGCCGGAGCCUCUCUUCAUACCACCAAAAGCCUUUAUUGCUCCUCCAGUCUAUUCCAACAUCACACCAUACCAGAGCCACUUGCGCUCACCUGUACGCCUGGCAGAUCAGCCUUCCGAUAGGAACUUCGAGCUACCGCCUUACACUCCUCCACCAAUACUCAGUCCCGUGCGAGAGGGCUCAGGACUGUAUUUCAAUGCUAUUCUUUCUGCAAGUGGUAACUCUGUUCCACCCCCCAUGACUCCUAAAAGUUCACACAGGACUCUGCUCAGAUCCAACAGUGCAGAAGUCACCCCUCCUGUCCUUUCAGUGAUGGGAGAGGCUACUCCAGUCAGCAUUGAACCACGUAUCAACGUGGGAUCCCGUUUUCAAGCAGAGAUCCCAGCUCUUAGAGAUCAGUCCCUAGCAGCUUCUGACAAGCCCAAAGCGGAUCUGGUGUGGCAACCAUGGGAGGAACUUGAAAAUAACACAUCUCUCCAAGAGAACGUGGAAAAUCUGCUGACUGCUGCUUGUUCAAGUAUAUUUCCUGGAGGUGGUACCAAUCAGGAGCUGGCAUACCACUGCUUACAUGAAGCAAAAGGAAAUGUUCUGGCUGCUCUGACCAAAAUGCUGCUGAAGAAGUCUGUGCGGUCUCCAAACCACCCACUGGUGGACUAUCACUACACGGGAUCAGAUAAGUGGAGUGUACAGGAGAAGAAGCUCUUCAAUAAAGGCAUUGCUAUCUACAAGAAAGACUUCUUCCUAGUCCAGAAACUUAUAAAAACCAAGACUGUAGCCCAGUGUGUGGAGUUCUAUUAUACAUAUAAAAAACAAGUGAAAAUAGGCCGCAAUGGAGCCCUAAUCUUUGGGGAUGUCGAUGCUACUACUGAAAGAGGUGUUAAAGAUGAAGCUGAAGUAGAUAUUAAGAGUUCCCAUAGGCUUACACGUACUCUUCCUCCCAGAACAUAUAAUGAAGAUUAUGAGAACAGUGACGAUGAGGAGGAGGAAGAGGAGAGAGAGGAAGAAUUGACCAUAAAAGAAGAAAUAAUAGAAGAGGAAGAGCUACAAGUCAAGAACAGCAGCACAAUGCCUUCCAAGCCCACACAGGUUUUACACACCAAAGACCAGGCUGGCAGCAUCCUUUCAGAAAGGUGUUGGGAGUCCGGUGCUCCUCGAGGGACAGAAUCUAGAGGGAGAGCUUCAAGGAGGACAAAAGAGACCCCCAUUAAAUAUCGAAGGACUUCUCCACCUGCACAGAAGAGAAAAAGAAAGCCAAAGCCUAAACAAGACACCACCACCAAAGGCCAGAACCAAGAGGAAGAAUUUCCAUGUAAAAAAUGUGGCAGAGUCUUCUACAAGGUGAAAAGCCGUAGCGCUCACAUGAAGAGCCAUGCUGAGCAGGAGAAAAAGGCAGCUGCUCUGAAGCAGCGAGAGAAGGAGGAAGCCGAGGCGGCGGCAGCAGCGGCAGCAGCUCGCAGCCAGGCACAACGUGAACAGAGCAGUGACAGUGGCGGCAGCAGUGGCAGCAGCAGCUCCAGCUCUGAUGAAGAUGGAGAGGCUUAGCGAAGGGGCCGAGGAGGCUGAGAGCACAGCCAGGCUGGAGCACCUGACGCUUCACACACUUGCAUCUGUACUUUUCCUCAUCUAGGCAGAUUCCAAACUCCUUCCUUCCACUUGCCUUGCUAAAUACUGCUGGAGUUGAACUGGUGGAUUAAAAGUAUAAUAUGUGACCUUGAAAUUUUUAUUUUUGAAAAAGAGCCAACAUUUUAUGAAUCAUUUUAUUUAUAAAUUGAAGAAAUGACUACAGAGUAGGACUCAGUUUUCCUUCCAUACAAACCGACCUUUCUUGUACUUAUCAGGAAUUGUAGUAAGCCUUAGGCAUGACAUCCACACCUGAGGAGAAGAAGAAUGUGCAGAGACUAAAUGUGUCUAAAUGUUGACACAAGUGACUUUAAGAACUUUCCUAAAUAACUCAAGGAAUCCAUAACUUUCCCUCCAACUGCUGUUUCCUGUCUUAUAGUUUUUUGUCCAGUUCCACACUUGCUACUGGUAUCAGUCCAUCUACUUAGCGAUACAAGCAAUAAAGGUUUUUCCUCCUCUUUCACAUAUUUUCUACAGCAGGUAGGUGCCAAAACAAGCCUUUUUUUGGACAUGACAACCCCCCCCCCCAAGACUUGAGAGAACAAACCUUCAAAA
This is a messenger RNA of Gekko japonicus, 4179 nucleotides long. It is a transcript of the gene MIDEAS, whose product is annotated as ELM2 and Myb/SANT-like domain containing 1. Gene Ontology annotation, biological process: regulation of transcription by RNA polymerase II; negative regulation of DNA-templated transcription. The record is from RefSeq and is a predicted model, not a curated record. The transcript is spliced from 12 exons. Gene Ontology annotation, cellular component: histone deacetylase complex; transcription regulator complex. Gene Ontology annotation, molecular function: transcription corepressor activity. The coding region runs from base 181 to 3546 and encodes 1121 amino acids. NCBI's taxonomy places the organism in Eukaryota, Metazoa, Chordata, Lepidosauria, Squamata, Gekkonidae.